Messenger RNA from Elaeis guineensis (African oil palm), 1650 nucleotides. Its product is annotated as cell division protein FtsZ homolog 1, chloroplastic. Lineage: Eukaryota; Viridiplantae; Streptophyta; Magnoliopsida; Arecales; Arecaceae. Gene Ontology annotation, biological process: chloroplast fission; cell division; microtubule-based process. Gene Ontology annotation, molecular function: GTP binding; GTPase activity. The record is from RefSeq and is a predicted model, not a curated record. Gene Ontology annotation, cellular component: cytoplasm; microtubule; cell division site.
AGGAAAAAAAAAAACUAGACAAGACAAGGAAAGGAGAUAAAAUCUCAAAACCUCCAAAACCCUGACGGCCAGAUCUCAUUUCAACAUCGAUUUCCCUCUCCUCGAAUCCCCCGGUCCUCCAAUGGCUGCUUCUCCUUCGCUUCAGCUCUCGAAUCCAACCCAUCUGGCCUCUCCUUCUUCUCUCCCACUUGCGCCCUCCCCGCGUGGGCUCUCUGCGGUGGGCCGGAGGAGGGCCUCCCUUUGGCGAGGGGGAUCCACCGUGCGGUGCUCCUACUCCUCCUUCGCCCCAGUGGACUCGGCUAGGAUUAAGGUGGUCGGCGUUGGAGGGGGCGGGAACAAUGCCGUCAAUCGCAUGAUUGGUAGUGGACUGCAGGGAGUUGAAUUUUAUGCAAUAAACACCGAUGCCCAGGCUCUAUUACAUUCACAAGCAAAGAAUCCGCUACAAAUUGGAGAGCUUUUGACUCGUGGUUUAGGUACUGGAGGAAAUCCUCUUCUAGGAGAGCAAGCUGCUGAGGAAUCUAAAGAAGUUAUUGCCAAUGCUCUCAAGGACUCAGACCUCGUUUUCAUAACAGCCGGUAUGGGUGGAGGCACAGGAUCUGGUGCCGCUCCAGUUGUUGCCCAGAUAUCGAAGGAAGCUGGUUAUCUGACUGUUGGUGUGGUCACUUAUCCAUUCAGCUUUGAAGGGCGGAAACGUUCCUUACAGGCACUGGAGGCUAUUGAGAAGUUACAAAAGAGCGUUGAUACUCUUAUAAUAAUUCCAAAUGAUCGCUUGUUGGAUGUUGUCGAUGAACAUACACCUCUUCAGGAUGCAUUUCUUCUUGCUGAUGAUGUUUUACGACAAGGGGUGCAAGGGAUAUCUGACAUCAUAACAAUUCCUGGACUUGUAAAUGUUGAUUUUGCUGAUGUGAAAGCUGUCAUGAAGAACUCUGGAACUGCCAUGCUUGGUGUUGGUGUUUCUUCUAGUAAAAAUAGGGCACAAGAAGCUGCUGAACAAGCAACCCUUGCCCCCCUAAUUGGGUCAUCAAUUGAAUCUGCUACCGGGGUUGUGUACAAUAUAACUGGGGGAAAGGAUAUAACCUUGCAAGAAGUAAACAGAGUGUCACAGGUUGUAACUAGCCUGGCUGAUCCUUCUGCAAAUAUAAUAUUUGGAGCUGUUGUUGAUGACCGUUAUACUGGUGAAAUCCACGUGACAAUAAUUGCUACAGGCUUCUCUCAGUCUUUUCAGAAAACCCUCUUGACCAACCCAAAGGCAGCAAAAAUUGUUGAUGCCCGAGAAAACAAAGGUGGGGCUCUCCCCGUUAACACUGUGACCGACUCAUCUCCAGUGCCCUCGAUGCCCCGGAAGCUGUUCUUUUGAGUAUUUGUCUCUUCGACAACCUUUAUUUUGCUGCAGAAGGCAACUAACGUAGUGUUCCAGAACAGUCGGUUGCAUCCGACCUCCAAUCCAUGUAUACAGCUUCUCAUUUUGUUAUGUUCUUUGAGUGUAUGUUUUCUGUUUUUAUGCUUGAAAGACAGGAAAAAGAACUAUUUCGAUCCCAUGAUCUUUUUGAAUUUUUCAUAUUUUUUCCAUUUUAAUGGUGUAAGUAGUAAAUAACAGUCUAACUGGAGCUGGAUUAUAGGUAUGGUUUUUGCUACUAGUUUACUUCACAA